CUUUGACUCUGGACAGCAGGAAGUAAACAGGAACAAUAACUGAGCCUGAGCCGGUCAAAACAAAGACAACAAAUACCGCUACAUCACUGUCAGAAACAUGGAGGAAUAUAACUCUGGAGAUGAGGUCAUCUUUAAUGCCGAUGAGGUGAAUCUCUCUGUUAAAGAGUGUAUAGAAGGAGUGAUCGGUGGAACAGAUUACAACCAGACUAAAGUGAACCAGUGGACUGCCAGUAUAGUGGAGCACUCUCUGACUCACCUCGUGAAACAAGGACGGCCAUUCAAAUACAUAGUAAACUGUGCGAUCAUGCAGAAAAGCGGCGCUGGCCUCCACACAGCCAACUCCUGCUACUGGGACACCACCACUGAUGGAAGCUGCACAGUCCGGUGGGAGAAUCGCACCAUGUACUGCGUGGUCAGUGUGUUCGCUGUCGCCGUGGCGUUGUGAGUCUGAAGCUUGAAACGACCAAAAAGCCCCGAAGAUCCUCUGAAGAACCUCAUCUGUAUGUACAAGUAGCCUCUUUGUCCCCAACAGGCUUGAACAACAUUAACAUCAGAAUUUGCGAGUGGACUCAGGUUCAGUUCAUGUGAGGAAACGUUACUCUGCAGGGAGCAGGGAGCAGAGUUUUGUUAAGAAAUUACCCCUCAAACAUCACAUGUUGUUUCGUCAACAAAUGUUGAAAAUUGAAAACGAAAUAUUUUCUCUCCAUAUUUUGUCCCAAGUGUUGUAAUCUGUGCAUAAUGUAAAAUUUGAUUUGUUUUGAGCCAUGCUGGUAGUAAUCCAUCUGUCAGUCCAGACUGAAGUAUCUCAACAAUUAGUAGGCGGGUGGCUGUAACAUUUGCUGCACAAGUUCAAGCCUCCAUCAGGAAGUUUAUGAUCAAAUACCUGCCUCAGCUUUGUGUUAAUGCUUAUUAUUAAAUCUUGGCAUGUUAAUAUGCUAAAUUAAGAUGGUGAUGGUUAAAAAUCAACAUGUUAGCAUUUAGCUCAAAGCUAAAGCUGAGGUACAGCCUCACCUUCCCCUUUUCCACCAACAUGAAACAGGUUCUGUUCGGGUUUACGCACCUGAUUUUGAAGCAUUCAGAGAAUUUCUAUCCAAAAAUAAAUUUGUUCAGAACCUGAAAAGUUGGUUCCCAGCUGGAACCUAAAGACAGCAGGGGCAUGUUCAGUUUCAAAGUGUUGUGUAACAUUUUACUACGGAUUUCAACUGUUUAUAAACCUCAAUACUGUACAAGCUGUUCUAAGACAUCUCAUGUCAAACAUUUUUUGCUGGCUUAAUGAAAUAAUCUUGGGAUUAUUAAUCACAAGUUUUGAUUAAACCUCGCCUAUAAAAAGGCAGUGCGCUUACCUAACACAACAGGGUUGUGUUUGCUACGUAUUAUUGGGGCUGAACAUGCCCAAAAAUUUCCUUGCAGACCUUAGUGAGCAUCUUCAUCUUAGAAAUGGAGGAUGGAAUCUCCUCAUGUUAUAAUAUUCUUAUUAUUAAUAGUUUGUUCAUGCUUGCUUUUUGUACAAAAAACAACAUAUUAUAACAGAACAAAAUCCUGCAGGUAAUCAAUAGGAUCUGCGAUCUUACCACUGCUGUUUUAUUCCAUAGUGCAUCGAGUAAGGCUCUCCGUGGAGGAUGCAUCGAUGAUUACAGUGGUUUCUAUCAAAACUGGUAGAUGUGCAGGCUGGUUCACGAGAUGGCACCAAGGUUUCAUGUAUCCUGAACAGAACCGGUUCCAGAAGCAGAACUAAUUUGGUGUAAAAGGGUUAUCAGAGCUGCUGGCAUGGCUGUAGACAAUUUGUCUUCAUUUCUCCCUUCAGAAACAUUCCCGAAUACAUUUUUUUUCGGUAGUUUGGUAUUUAAGAAAAGUCUUGACUGUUGUGUUUUAGUAGCUACCUGAAUACUUGUAUAAAAUAUCUCGACUAGUCUGCAUUAAUGUUUUAAUGGUCUGGAUCUGUAACCGGCAGAUAUGCAGAGUGUGUAUUUACAGGAUGAUGGGGUUAAAUGGUCCCAAUGACUAAUGCACUUUUUAUAGACUCUCUCUGUAGAAAUCCUCAAUUUCUUCUGUAAACCUGAGUUCAUGAAGGCAGUUUAAUAAAUUAAUUUAUUGAAAAGUC
Molecule: messenger RNA, 2101 nt
Organism: Centropristis striata (black sea bass)
Lineage: Eukaryota; Metazoa; Chordata; Actinopteri; Perciformes; Serranidae
Gene: dynlt3
Product: dynein light chain Tctex-type 3
Exons: 5
Coding region: 98-445 (115 amino acids)
Biological process (GO): microtubule-based movement
Cellular component (GO): kinetochore; cytoplasm; cytoplasmic dynein complex
Molecular function (GO): dynein intermediate chain binding
Source: RefSeq, a predicted model, not a curated record